Drosophila obscura is the source of this 246-nucleotide messenger RNA. RefSeq lists its product as uncharacterized. The coding region runs from base 1 to 183 and encodes 60 amino acids. The transcript has a single exon. The record is from RefSeq and is a predicted model, not a curated record. Lineage: Eukaryota; Metazoa; Arthropoda; Insecta; Diptera; Drosophilidae.
AUGGUAAAGAAGCACAAAGGCACCCUGGCUGUCAUCGAGCAGAUCUACCAGGAUAUACCAGCAUUUUCCGACAUCUUCAACGAGGAGAGCUUCUAUACGUUCGCCUUUUGCUUCGUCUGUGCCACCAUACUGGUGGCCUUUAUUCUCUCGCGGUUUAUCACCAUCAAGCCAGUCGACUUCUGAACUUCUGUUAGUCCAACCGAAAUUCUGCACACGUACAUUAAACAACUUAAGCUUUAACAUGUA